GGCUCUGGUUAUUGUACUCACUGUGACUGGUAAGAGUCGCGUUCGCGUUUUGGACCUCGCUAGUCGCCGUACUGUGUCCGGUGCUGUGUGAAUAUGGCCUCCUCAAUGUCACUGCUGGCUCUGAGUCGAGUUUCUGUCCGCAGUUUAAUCACACAGACCCCGCGGAGCUGCUUCAGGUCAGUUAGCACGUCAGGAUGUCUGGCUCAGAAACAAGAGCAAGGGUCCCAGCUCAUCACAGUGGACGAGAAGCUGGACAUCACAACGUUAACUGGUGUUCCAGAGGAGCACAUCAAGACCCGUAAAGUGCGCAUUUUCGUGCCCACUAGGACGGCCAUGCAGUCUGGCGUCCAGAACACCAAAAAGUGGAAGAUGGACUUUGACACCCGGGAGCGCUGGGAGAACCCUUUGAUGGGCUGGGCUUCCACAGGCGACCCACUCUCCAACAUGGUCCUUACUUUCAGCACCAAGGAAGAAGCCAUUGCGUUUGCUGAGAAGAAUGGUUGGAGCUACGACAUAACAGAGAAGAGAACGCCGAAACCGAGAGUUAAGUCGUAUGGAGCGAACUUUUCCUGGGACAAAAGGACUAGAAGGUCCGCCAAAUAGAUGAUCAAUCAUGGCUGUUGCUGUUAUCUGUAACAGACUUCUACAAGUUUCAAUUUCUGUAUCUAUAUCUAAUAAAGCAUCCUAUGUUCAAUACUAA
Astyanax mexicanus (Mexican tetra) is the source of this 700-nucleotide messenger RNA. RefSeq names its product NADH:ubiquinone oxidoreductase subunit S4 (gene ndufs4). The transcript has 5 exons. The record is from RefSeq and is a predicted model, not a curated record. Gene Ontology annotation, biological process: electron transport chain. The coding region runs from base 94 to 603 and encodes 169 amino acids. NCBI's taxonomy places the organism in Eukaryota, Metazoa, Chordata, Actinopteri, Characiformes, Acestrorhamphidae.